Podarcis muralis (Common wall lizard) is the source of this 8704-nucleotide messenger RNA. The record is from RefSeq and is a predicted model, not a curated record. NCBI's taxonomy places the organism in Eukaryota, Metazoa, Chordata, Lepidosauria, Squamata, Lacertidae.
UAUAUAUAAAUCUCUCUCCCUCUCCCCCCACUUGCUUCUUUCUUUUUUUCUUUUUUUAUCCCUCACCAGCAAUUUUUCCCCCUUACGGAUGUUGGGGAACACAGAGUGAUUCUCAAAGGAAGACGCCAGGGCAGAAGAUUACUGCAAAAAAGGUUUCCUUUUUGGUUUUAGGGCUGGAUCGGUUUGUCAAUGAGACAAGUGUAAAAAUGGGAGACUUUGGAAAGCUACUAUCCUGAGGAACCUGAACAGCUGAAGCAGGAAAACCCAUAUAUGAAGAUCUAUGGAUAAUGGCAUUGCUUGUCCUGUAAUUCAUCAUUCUUCUUUCCAGCACUUUUUUAUACAUGGGACACAACUGUAAUUAAGAAGUGCAGGAUGAAAAGAUGGCGCAAUCAGUGCUGGUACCACCAGGACCUGACAGCUUCCGCUUUUUCACGAAAGAAUCGCUGGCAGCUAUUGAACAACGCAUCGCUGAGGAAAAAGCGAAGAAGCCCAAACAAGAGCGCAAAGACAUCGACGACGAUGAAAACAAACCAAAACCCAAUAGUGACUUGGAGGCUGGCAAAUCACUGCCCUUUAUCUAUGGAGACAUACCUCCAGGAAUGGUGUCGGAGCCCUUGGAGGAUCUCGACCCAUACUACCUUAACAAAAAAACAUUUAUAGUAUUGAAUAAAGGGAAGGCGAUCUUCCGAUUCAGUGCCACUUCCGCCGUGUAUAUGUUAACUCCAUUCAACCCUCUUAGAAAAAUAGCUAUUAAAAUUUUGGUACAUUCAUUAUUCAGCAUGCUUAUUAUGUGCACUAUUUUGACCAACUGUGUAUUUAUGACCAUGAGUAACCCUCCGGACUGGACAAAGAAUGUAGAAUACACAUUCACGGGGAUUUAUACCUUUGAAUCACUAAUAAAAAUUCUUGCAAGGGGCUUCUGUUUAGAAGAGUUCACUUUCCUCCGGGAUCCUUGGAACUGGCUUGACUUCACUGUCAUUACAUUUGCGUAUGUAACAGAAUUUGUAAACCUAGGCAAUGUUUCAGCUCUUCGAACUUUCAGAGUGUUGAGAGCUUUGAAAACUAUUUCUGUAAUCCCAGGCCUGAAGACCAUUGUGGGGGCCCUAAUUCAGUCAGUGAAGAAGCUCUCGGAUGUCAUGAUCCUGACUGUGUUUUGUCUGAGUGUAUUUGCAUUAAUAGGGCUCCAGCUUUUCAUGGGGAACUUGAGGCAUAAAUGCCUGAUUUGGCCGCCAGACAAUUCUACUUUUGAAAUCAACAUAACUUCCUAUUUCGAUAGCACAAUGGGCGAUAAUGGUACCUUUGUUAAUAGAACUGUGACUACGUUUAACUGGGAUGACUACGUCAGUGAUGACAAUCACUUUUACUUCUUGGAAGGACAAAAUGAUGCUUUGCUGUGUGGCAACAGCUCAGAUGCCGGUCAAUGUCCGGAAGGAUAUAUGUGUGUAAAAGCUGGUCGAAACCCCAACUAUGGCUAUACAAGUUUUGAUACCUUCAGCUGGGCCUUCUUGUCACUCUUUCGGCUGAUGACUCAGGACUUCUGGGAAAACCUUUACCAACUGACAUUGAGAGCUGCUGGCAAAACAUACAUGAUCUUUUUUGUCCUGGUGAUUUUCCUGGGCUCUUUCUACCUGAUCAACCUGAUCCUGGCCGUUGUUGCCAUGGCCUACGAAGAGCAGAACCAAGCCACCAUGGAAGAAGCAGAGCAGAAGGAGGCCGAGUUCCAGCAGAUGCUGGAGCAGCUGAAGAAACAACAGGAAGAAGCCCAGGCAGCUGCUUUAGCCGCCACCACAGGUGAAUCUAGAGAGUUCAGUGAAGUUGGUGGUGUCGGCGGGUUCUCGGAGAGCUCUUCAGUGACGUCAAAGCUGAGUUCAAAGAGUGCUAAAGAGAGGAGGAACAGGCGGAAAAAGAGGAAGCAGAGAGAACAAUCCGAAGGAGACGAAAAAGAUGAGGAUGAAUUUCACAAAUCUGAAUCGGAGGACAGCAUCCGAAGGAAGGGCUUCCGAUUCUCUAUUGAAGGGAACCGACUGACUUAUGAGAAAAGGUUCUCUUCCCCACACCAGUCUCUGCUGAGCAUCCGUGGCUCCUUGUUCUCCCCAAGGCGCAGCAGCAAAGCGAGCCUUUUCAGCUUCAGAGGCCGAGCAAAGGACAUCGGGUCGGAGAAUGACUUUGCCGACGAUGAGCACAGCACCUUCGAAGACAAUGAGAGCAGAAGGGACUCUCUCUUUGUCCCUCACAGACAUAGUGAGAGGCGCAACAGUAACAUCAGCCAGGCCAGUCGAUCAUCCAGGAUGGUACCUGUGCUUCCAGCAAACGGGAAGAUGCACAGCACCGUGGACUGCAAUGGGGUGGUCUCCUUAGUUGGUGGGCCUCCAGGUCUGAUGUCACCCACCGGGCAGCUUCUGCCUGAGGGCACCACUACAGAAACAGAACUAAGAAAAAGACGUUCCAGUUCUUACCAUAUGUCUAUGGAUUUUCUGUCUGAUCCUACUGCAAGACAAAGAGCAAUGAGUAUAGCCAGCAUACUUACCAACACAAUGGAAGAACUUGAGGAGUCCAGACAGAAAUGCCCUCCCUGCUGGUACAAAUUUGCUAACAUGUGCUUAAUCUGGGAUUGCUGGCCACCGUGGUUAAAAAUAAAGCAUGUUGUUAAUCUGGUAGUGAUGGAUCCAUUUGUUGACCUUGCUAUCACCAUCUGCAUUGUUUUGAACACCUUGUUUAUGGCCAUGGAGCAUUAUCCAAUGACUCCUCAGUUUAACCAUGUGCUGUCUGUUGGGAAUUUGGUGUUUACUGGCAUCUUCACAGCAGAAAUGUUUCUCAAGAUAAUAGCUAUGGAUCCUUAUUACUAUUUCCAAGAAGGCUGGAAUAUUUUUGAUGGCAUCAUUGUCAGCCUGAGUUUGAUGGAGCUGGGUCUUGCAAAUGUGGAAGGGUUAUCGGUCCUAAGAUCUUUCAGGCUGCUUCGAGUUUUCAAAUUAGCCAAAUCUUGGCCAACAUUAAAUAUGUUGAUAAAGAUUAUUGGCAACUCAGUGGGUGCUUUAGGAAAUCUGACCUUGGUGUUGGCCAUCAUAGUCUUCAUUUUCGCUGUGGUUGGCAUGCAGUUGUUUGGCAAAAGCUACAAGGAAUGUGUCUGCAAGAUCUCGAACGACUGUGAACUUCCACGCUGGCACAUGAAUGACUUUUUCCAUUCUUUCUUGAUUGUAUUCCGAGUACUUUGUGGAGAAUGGAUAGAAACUAUGUGGGAUUGUAUGGAAGUUGCUGGACAAACAAUGUGCCUUACUGUCUUCAUGAUGGUCAUGGUAAUUGGAAAUCUAGUGGUUUUGAACCUGUUUCUAGCCUUACUGCUGAGCUCUUUCAGUUCAGACAAUCUUGCUGCUACUGAUGACGACAAUGAAAUGAACAAUCUCCAGAUCGCUGUGGCAAGGAUUCAGAGGGGAGUCGAUUAUGUGAAGAGAAAAGCAUAUGAAUUUGUCCAAAAGGCCUUUGUGAGGAAACAGAAAGCUUUGGAUGAAAUCAAACCACUCGAAGAUCUGAACAACAAGAAAGACAGCUGCAUUUCUAACCAUACCAUAGUAGAUAUUGGCAAGGACUUUAACUAUCUGAAAGAUGGCAAUGGAACCACCAGCGGCAUCGGCAGCAGUGUGGAGAAAUACAUAAUUGACGAAAGCGAUUACAUGUCGUUCAUAAACAACCCAAGCGUAACUGUGACCGUGCCCAUUGCGGUUGGAGAAUCAGAUUUCGAAAAUCUGAACACGGAGGAGUUUAGCAGUGAGUCAGAUUUGGAAGAAAGCAAAGAGAAACUAAAUGCAUCUAGUUCAUCUGAAGGUAGCACAGUUGACGUUGGAGUUCCCCAAGUUGGAGAGCAACCUGAAGCCGAACCAGAAGAAUCUCUUGAACCAGAAGCCUGUUUUACAGAAGGCUGUGUUCGGAAGUUCAAGUGCUGCCAAGUCAGCGUAGAAGACGGGAAAGGAAAACUAUGGUGGAAUCUUCGGAAGACCUGCUACAAAAUAGUAGAACAUAAUUGGUUUGAGACUUUUAUUGUCUUCAUGAUUCUUCUCAGCAGUGGUGCUCUGGCUUUUGAAGACAUAUAUAUUGAACAGCGCAAGACUAUCAAGACUAUGUUGGAGUAUGCUGACAAGGUCUUCACGUACAUCUUCAUUCUGGAAAUGCUUCUGAAGUGGGUGGCCUAUGGCUUUCAAACGUAUUUCACCAAUGCCUGGUGCUGGCUGGAUUUCCUCAUUGUUGAUGUCUCUUUAGUUAGCUUAACAGCUAAUGCCUUGGGCUACUCUGAACUUGGCGCCAUUAAAUCACUGAGGACUUUAAGGGCUUUGAGACCCCUAAGAGCUUUAUCACGAUUUGAAGGAAUGAGGGUGGUAGUGAAUGCCCUCUUGGGAGCGAUUCCAUCGAUCAUGAAUGUGCUUCUCGUAUGUCUUAUAUUCUGGUUAAUCUUCAGCAUCAUGGGAGUCAAUCUCUUUGCUGGCAAGUUCUACCACUGCAUUAAUACCACAACAGGGGACAUGUUUAGCAUCGACGAAGUUGACAACCAAACUCAGUGUGAAGAGCUCAUAGAAAGAAAUGAAACAGCCCGGUGGAAAAAUGUGAAAGUCAACUUUGAUAAUGUGGGGCUUGGUUACCUCUCUUUGCUUCAAGUAGCCACCUUCAAAGGUUGGAUGGAUAUUAUGUAUGCAGCUGUGGAUUCACGAAAUGUGGAGAAGCAACCUCAUUAUGAGGAUAACCUGUAUAUGUAUCUUUACUUCGUCAUCUUUAUCAUCUUUGGAUCUUUCUUCACUUUGAACUUAUUUAUUGGUGUCAUCAUAGACAAUUUUAAUCAACAAAAAAAGAAGUUUGGAGGUCAAGACAUCUUUAUGACAGAAGAGCAGAAGAAAUAUUACAAUGCAAUGAAAAAACUGGGGUCCAAGAAACCGCAGAAACCAAUACCAAGGCCAGCAAACAAAUUUCAAGGCAUGGUCUUUGAUUUUGUAACAAAACAAGCCUUUGACAUCAGCAUCAUGAUUCUUAUCUGCCUUAACAUGGUCACCAUGAUGGUAGAAACAGAUGACCAAACUGAUGCAAUGGAAACUAAUCUAUACCGAAUUAAUCUGAUCUUCAUAGUCCUUUUCACCGGAGAAUGUGUCUUGAAACUGAUUUCACUCCGCUAUUAUUAUUUCACCAUUGGCUGGAACAUUUUUGAUUUUGUGGUUGUCAUUUUAUCCAUUGUAGGUAUGUUCCUAGCAGAGAUUAUUGAGAAAUACUUUGUGUCGCCCACCUUGUUCCGAGUGAUCCGACUUGCCAGGAUAGGUCGCAUCCUGCGUCUCAUCAAGGGUGCUAAAGGGAUCCGCACUCUGCUUUUUGCCUUGAUGAUGUCUCUCCCUGCCUUGUUCAACAUCGGUCUUCUCCUUUUCCUGGUCAUGUUCAUCUACGCUAUAUUUGGAAUGUCCAACUUUGCCUAUGUGAAGAGAGAAGUGGGAAUCGAUGACAUGUUCAACUUUGAAACUUUUGGCAACAGCAUGAUCUGCCUUUUCCAAAUCACCACCUCUGCUGGCUGGGAUGGGUUGCUAGCUCCCAUUCUCAACAGUGGGCCACCAGACUGUGACCCUAACAAAGACCACCCAGGAAGUUCAGUGAAAGGAGACUGUGGUAAUCCUUCCGUUGGGAUUUUUUUCUUCGUUAGCUACAUUAUUAUAUCAUUUUUAGUUGUAGUAAACAUGUAUAUUGCCGUGAUUUUGGAGAACUUCAGCGUUGCUACAGAAGAAAGUGCUGAGCCUUUGAGCGAGGAUGACUUUGAGAUGUUCUAUGAGGUUUGGGAAAAGUUUGAUCCAGAUGCAACUCAAUUCAUAGAGUUUAGUAAACUCUCCGAUUUUGCAGCUUCACUGGAUCCUCCCCUUCUAAUACCAAAACCGAACAAAGUUCAGCUUAUUGCAAUGGAUCUGCCCAUGGUAAGUGGUGACAGAAUUCACUGCCUUGACAUCUUGUUUGCUUUCACAAAACGUGUUUUGGGUGAAAGUGAUGAAAUGGAUGCCCUUCGUGUUCAAAUGGAAGAUCGCUUCAUGGCAGCCAAUCCUUCAAAAGCUUCUUAUGAACCAAUUACAACCACCUUAAAACGAAAGCAAGAGGACGUAUCUGCUGUCAUCAUUCAGCGAGCCUUCAGGCGCUACCUCUUAAAGAUAAAAGUUAAAAAAGUGUCCUGCCUAUUUAAUAAGGACCGAAUCAAAGCUGGAGAUGACACUCUUAUCAAAGAAGAUAUGAUCAUUGAUAAGCUGAAUGAGAAUUCUACCCCUGAAAAAAAUGAUAUGACCCCUUCCACCACCUCUCCACCUUCCUAUGAUAGCGUUACAAAGCCUGAUAAAGACAAAUAUGAAAAAGACAAAUCAGAAAAGGAAGAUAAAGGUAAAGAUAUCAGGGACAGUAAAAAAUGAGCAAAGCGAAGGAUUCCCUUUGUGACAAAUUGUUUACAGCUUGAGAAAAUAGAGUAUUAUUUCAAAAGGACUCCAAGUGGAGGUUUAUGCCAAACUGACUGUUUUUGCACACACACACACAAACACACACACAAAUAUAUCUAUAAAUAUAUAUACAAAUGUUAUAUAUAUACUUAAGGUCAGUGCCUAUUAACAAGACAGUGACCCCCUCGUCAAUCCCCAUGCUACUGUGUAAAACAGGAUGGCAACUUUGACAGGAGGCUACUGUUUUUAUUACCAGCUGACACUGCUGAAGAGGAAAGAAAAAUGGCUACCCAGACUGUAGGGACCAGUACAAGAGGUGCAAACCUAGAAUUUAUGUGUGUUUAACAUAAAACACUCAAGUACAAUAACUGUAUCCACUGUUUGCAUUCCAACUGCCACCUUUUGCCAUAUUUUUACAAACAAACAAAAAAUCAGUGUUGGUGAGGUUGUCAUUUUUUUAAUUCACAGGUUGUUUACUAUUAUAUGUGACUAUUUUUGUAAAUGGGUUUUAUGUUCAGGGGUGGGUGGGUUCAGGGUCAGGGGGACCAUGAGGACCAGCUGUUCUGUCUGAUUCUCUUGUACAGACAGAAGAAGUGAUUUGCAUGAAGGCAUGCUGCACUUAUAGACCAUGCAUGGAAACAAGUAAGACUUCUUUGCACAAGGGUUUUAAAUACUUCCAUGUUUCAGGAUGGCUCCAGAUUCUGAGGUGCUUAAUAAAAGUAUACAUCUUUACGUCUCAUCCUGACAAUUCUUAAAUGUGCCUGUAAGUCUCAUAAACUCAACAGUUACUCGACAGAGGUAUUUUUGUCCCCUCCAUGUACCGUUCCGUUGUCAAGUUGACACACACGUAACUCAAUUUGUAGUUGGAUGGGGAAACCGGGUGGGGUUUUUGUUUAAGUGUUCUUUAGGAAACAAAAAUGUGUUCAUCUGGAGCACUAAACUGGCCAAAAGAGGGGGGAGAAGAACCUGACAUUUAUAAGUUUGUUUUUGCUUUCUCCUGCAGUAUUGUUUAGCCAUCUUCUGCUCUCAGCAAGAUUGACACUGUAUGUGUCAAUGAGAUAAUGCUGUCUAUGUAAAUAGUUCUUUUAACCCCGUGGUGCAUGUUUGAGCAAAGGAAUAAUGACCUGUGCACAAUAUUUAUUGCAUCAAAUAUGUACCACGAUAACUGUAGUUCGCAAGCCUUGAACAGGAAAAUAUGAUGUAUUCUGUACCAUUAUAAGUAGUUUGGAGGCUAUCACUGAUGCAUGUUGUUUAUCUUGCCUUCGCUGCUGUAUUUUUCUUGGAUUUGUUCAGAAAUCUAAUAUGGGAAGCCAUAUGUCAGUGGUAAAAGUGAAACAAAUUGUUUAACCAGAUAUCAUUCCUCAUUUCAUCAAGCAAUAGUUUUCAGCUAUCCGGUAAAAAAGAAAAGAAAAGAAAAGCUUCUUGUUCUGCCCUUACUUUAUUCUUCUCUUGAAUUUUAAGUGAGUAUUGUACAGUGUGUAGCCAGCUGUACACAUCAUGUUGCAAACUGCUUAAAUCUGUUCAAAUACACGGUUAGGAUUUUCUAAGAAAAAAUAUAAAUAGUGUACAGAUGUCAUUCAAUUUUAUUUUUCAGCAUUUUGUACAUAAAUGGCAAAACAAAACUGAUCUUCAGGUCGAUGUCACAGGCAGUUCUUACUUUCUGUCCAUAGCACUUUUUAAUUGAAGAACUUCACAAAGUAGAAAAAUAAUGAAAGGCGAGAAUGGGGGUAAUGUUAGGUUUCUGGGUUACUUUCUUUUUUUUUUAAUUAGUACUGUAUUUUUGCACACAUCUUAAUGUGAAUUUUCAGAUGGAGUCCAAAAUGCACUUGCUUCCAAAUAGCUAUAACUUGUAAUUGAAAUGUGGUGGGAAAGAUUUGUUUGAAUUCCUAGCACUGCCUGCAUAAGCAGUUAGUCUUAUUAUCCAUAAAAUCCUUGAUCUUUUCCAGUGUUUGUUUACAUAGACUAUUCUUAUUCUUGUUGAUUCAUGCUGCACUAGAAGUCUUCUAAAUAUUAUAUGCGGUUCUACAAUGAUAAUUUCUCCCCCUCCACAAGAACCAAGUAGCGAACUUGUAUAUCUGGUCACACCAGGACAUUUUCUUUUCCCGUAUUCCAUUCACAGGCAAAAAUUAAAUGUUAAUUCCUCCUUUUACUGAAACUGUUGACUUUGUGUGUUGGUGAACUGCAUGCAGGAAAAUGCUAUUACCAUAAAGAACGGUAAGCCACAUUACAGUUGAGCCAAAAGAAUAAAGACUUCAUUUUUUUUUAUUGUA